AUGAGCGCACCAGCAUACUACGAGCUCUACAGAAGAUCAACACUUGGCACAACGUUGACCGAUGCGCUUGAUACAUUGAUUUCAGAUGAAAAGAUUCAACCACAAUUGGCGAUGCGGAUUCUCCACAACUUUGAUAGAAUUAUUUCUGAACUUUUAAAGGCAGAACUGGGAAUUGCCAAGUCAAAGUUGACAUUUAAGGGUGACUUGCACACAUACCGUUUUUGUGAUGAUGUCUGGACAUUUAUCAUUAAGAACGUUUUGAUCAAAUUGACUGAUGUUUCAAGUAAUGAUAGCAAUGAUAGCGAGAUUAAUGUUGAUAAGUUUAAGAUCGUAGCAUGUAACUCAAGAAAGGCCGGAGAAUCAUAG
[Candida] anglica is the source of this 366-nucleotide messenger RNA. The record is from the annotation of a GenBank genome assembly. NCBI's taxonomy places the organism in Eukaryota, Fungi, Ascomycota, Pichiomycetes, Serinales, Debaryomycetaceae.